This is a messenger RNA of Myripristis murdjan (pinecone soldierfish), 2934 nucleotides long. It is a transcript of the gene slc25a1a, whose product is annotated as solute carrier family 25 member 1a. Gene Ontology annotation, cellular component: mitochondrion. The transcript has 9 exons. The coding region runs from base 69 to 1151 and encodes 360 amino acids. The record is from RefSeq and is a predicted model, not a curated record. Lineage: Eukaryota; Metazoa; Chordata; Actinopteri; Holocentriformes; Holocentridae. Gene Ontology annotation, biological process: mitochondrial citrate transmembrane transport. Gene Ontology annotation, molecular function: citrate secondary active transmembrane transporter activity.
UGGGACCAACGCCACUGAGCUGUGACCGAGACCACGGCCGGAGAUUUUAGCCAGCCCCGACGACCAAAAUGUCCUCAUUAUUGAAGCCGUUUUCGGUACAUGAGGGCCCGUGCGAGAGCUGCGGUGUCCGGCGUGGAUGCCCGACCACAGCACCUCAUCAUCAACCCCCAUCCCGAUGCCUGGCUGCUGCCGCGGCGGGGCUGGGCUCCCUCCCGCCUCACUCCCAGUCGUACGGGGUGAGGAGAAAUCUGGCAGCUGCUGCGAUCGGAGGAAGGAAAACAACGCAUCCCGGAAAGGCCAUCCUUGCAGGUGGUAUUGCAGGAGGAAUAGAGAUUUGUAUCACCUUCCCUACAGAAUAUGUGAAGACCCAGCUGCAGCUAGAUGAGAGAGCCAACCCACCACGAUACAGAGGGAUCGGUGACUGUGUGAAGUUGACUGUGCAGGACCACGGUCUUAGAGGGUUGUAUCGAGGUCUCAGCUCUUUGCUUUAUGGAUCUAUCCCCAAAUCUGCAGUGAGGUUUGGGACGUUUGAGAUGCUCAGUAACCCCAUGCGGGACGCCAAUGGUCGCCUCGACAACACGCGGAGUCUUUUGUGUGGUUUAGGGGCAGGGAUCGCUGAGGCUAUCGUGGUCGUCUGUCCCAUGGAAACCCUCAAGGUAAAGCUGAUCCACGACCAGUGUUCCCUUCGGCCACGCUACAGAGGCUUCUUCCAUGGAGUCAGCGAGAUUAUAAGAGAACAGGGUGUGAGGGGGACAUACCAGGGUCUGACUGCGACUGUGCUGAAACAAGGAACCAAUCAGGCCAUUAGAUUCUAUGUGAUGAACGCACUACGCAAUUGGUACAAAGGUGAUGACCCUAGGCGUGAGAUGCAUCCCAUUGUCACAGCAAUGUUUGGAGCAACAGCAGGGGCUGCCAGUGUUUUUGGCAAUACUCCUCUGGAUGUGGUCAAAACCAGAAUGCAGGGUUUGGAGGCCCACCGGUACAAAAACACAAUGGACUGUGCCUUCCAGAUCUUGAAAAACGAAGGACCGCAGGCGUUCUACAAAGGGACAGUCCCUAGGCUUGGCCGCGUGUGCUUGGAUGUGGCCAUAGUCUUCGUCAUCUAUGAGGAGGUGGUCAAACUACUCAACAAUGUGUGGAAGACUCAAUAAACCAACCGCAGAGUGGCAGAGGGAAACGACAGCAGCACAGACCAGUGCCUCAUGCUACGUAUAAGUGACUAGUUCUACUCUUCUAGUUCAUAGAUCUCUACAUAGCCCUGAAAGGAUCUAAGCUUUAUUCGGCUUAACCAGAUUUCUCUCUGAUGCGUUUAAUAAAUGGAUAGAGUUUACUCGAUGAUUUGUAGGACACUGCCCUGAAGAGGGUGAUUAUAGGGGCAGUAGCGGCUUGUUACUAAACUGAGUUCAGGCAUUAGUCUGUGGGCCAGUCUUACCCCUCAAACUUGACCGCUGAAUCUUGUCCCUCAGAUGAUUGGAAAAGAAUACCUUAAAACACUAAGUUAUCCCAUAACCAAUGUUUUUUUUCCUGACUUUUCCGAAGUUGUGUUGUCAGACUUAGGAGUGAAGCACUAUAGGGCUAUUUUUUUGUUUUAAAAUGAAAGCAAGGGGUAAAUCAUAUUAACAAGUAGAUGAUGUAAAGACUGGUUAAUCUGAGCGCACCUGUGCCCCUGAGAAAACUUGUAAGAGAGAGUGAGAUCACUGCUUACCCUCAAUAUCUUUCCAUUUCUUGACUUUUCUUUUUGAGAGUCACACUGGCAAAGUUUGGUCAUCAGUGUGAUUUCAGAAGGAGGCUAGAAACACAAGAACGAUAUGUGCAAUAUUCAACCAAAGGUUCAAGUGAAAAGGGGCAGAAAAGACAAACCUCAUGUGUGUUUGAAUGCAAAGGGAUAUCAAAUAUGUCUGUUACAAUUUAACUUUCUGACUAUUGCUACUGUAUAUGUAGAGAGUGAACACUUUUUACUUAUAUGAAACCAUACAUGUGUCUUCUAAUUCACCAAGUACUUACUCAAAUGAACUAGGGACAGAGACGUUGCCAGACAGAACCAAGCGCGCCACAGGGCAGAACUGGAUCUUGACUUUGGACUGUCUCUAGAGUACUUCAACACAUCUAGGUGUUGUACUUGCUUACAUGAUUGUGCUUGUAGUAUCAUGACACUGCAUUUUAUCACAGACAUUGUACAGUGUUCCCUGGCUGUGUCUUAGUGAUGAACUUUAACGAGAUGCUGUUUAUUGUGCAUUUUAUGACUGCUGCUGACAACAGAGUACGGCUGCAUGAUUCUCGAUGUAGCAUCUAUCAUAUUACACAUCAACUGUGGCCUGCAGGGUUACCGAUGCUGUGCCAACUGGUCUUGAAUCAGAAACCUCUCAUGCAGGUACAUGUGUGUGGUCUUAAGAAAAGGAAAUAUUACAAGAUUGCUCAGCAGAAGUGAGUGAGCACUUUGCCAUCCUGGGCAAAUUUUCAAGAUCAGGCAUGCUGAUGAGGCAAACCAUAUCUGGGUUCGACUGUGAUUUUCUACAGUUGUGUAGAAGAUCACAGUAGAACCACAUUACACCACAAUUAAUCUGUCAUCCUAAUCCAUUACCAAUGAUUUAAAUGCUCAAAACAUUAAAAACUCAUCCAAUAUGAAAUGCAUGUCGUUAAUCCGAUUAACCAAGAAACUAAAGCCUAUGCAGUUGGUUAAAAAUUGGGUUAAUAUUGCUGUUAUAGACUGGGGCUUUAAGAAUCAAGUGACUUUGUAGGAAAACUAAUCAAAUUUACCUCUAUUCCAGACAAAAUCUCAACAUAUAGAUGUGCUAAUUAAACCAACUCACUUUGAUCCAAUGCAACCUCAUUUUCUUGUGCAUUUUAAUCCAAUGCAGCAGUCAGAUUGUCAUAUUUAGUCAGAUUGGCAGGCCAUGGCUAAAUGUUAUAUGUCAGUAUCUUAACUCUUCAUAU